AUCGGCGACUUUAGCUGCACGAACUCGGCUCAUCUAUAAUUUACCAGCCGCGGUCAGUGAGCCUGACAGUCGGUCUGUAAGCCGGGCUGUGAGCACGAUCCCCCCCGCGACGCGCAGGGUUUCCGCAGCGCGUCAGCAGCCGCCUCCUGGAGCCCGGAGACCCGCCGAUGUCGCAGGAGACGCGUGGACACUGUCCCGGGUGAUUGGAUCAGGUGGACACAGCCUUCCAUUGGCUGCAACACCAGUGAGGCAGCUCCGUGCGCACUGGAGAGUCCUCGAUCCAAUUGUUGGAACCAGCGAGGGGAGCCCCGGCCUUAACCACUGCAGGAGGAGCAGUAGAGACCGAGGGAGAGAGAGAGACAGAGAGAGAGAGAGCACCACAGGAGCAGCAGCAGUGAGGAGGAGGAGGAGGAGGAGGAGGAGGAGGAGGAGGAGGAGGAGGAGGAGCAGCAGCCUGCGCAGUUCAGAGAGGAAGCACUGGGCUCCGGCGCCGAGCGGCAUGACGGACUUCAGCCAAACUGCGCACUGACUCCGCAGGAUGCACCGCUGCAGCCGGUAAACACGCACAACUGCGGGAAUCCGACGCAAGAACUAAUCCCGACCAAAGCUGCGACAUCUCCACCCCCCACCCCCUGCUGAGCGCCGUGGCCUUGCCGCGGACAUGGGACAUGUAAACAGUAGCCGGGCUGGAUUUUAAACUACACGCACACAUCCCACGUCCUCCCCCCGCCCCCUCCAUCUCCUCCCGGGCCGUCCCGAGAUGGAGUCGGAGACGCGGGUCGAGCCUCCGCAGCAGCAGCAGCAGCAGGAGGCUGCAGCCGCGGAGCCGCCCAUGCACAGCGUCCACGGGACCAACCGGAUCCGGCCGUCCUCGUACCGGGCCCUGCGCAGCGCCGUGUCCAGCCUGGCCCGCAUCGACGACUUCAGCUGCGAGAAGAUCGGAGCGGGCUUCUUCUCCGAGGUGUUCAAGGUGCAGCACCGUGUGUCGGGUCAGGUGAUGGCCCUGAAGAUGAACAUCCUGGCCAGCAACAGAGCCAACAUGCUCAGGGAGGUGCAGCUCAUGAACCGACUGUCCCACCCCAACAUACUCAGGUUUAUCGGAGUGUGUGUGCACGAGGGGCAGCUCCACGCUCUCACUGAGUUCAUCAACGGGGGGAACCUGGAGCAGCUGCUGGGCAGCAACGUGUACCUGUCGUGGAGCGUGCGCCUCAGCCUGGCUCUGGACAUCGCCCGCGGGCUGCAGUAUCUGCACAGCAAGGGCAUCUUCCACAGGGACCUCACCUCCAAGAACUGCCUGGUGCGCUGGGAGAGCGGCGUGUGCUCGGCCGUGGUGGGAGACUUUGGCCUGGCGGAGAAAAUCCCAGAUUACAGUGAGGAUGAAGACCAGGAGCCCCUGGCUGUCGUCGGCUCCCCCUACUGGAUGGCCCCCGAGGUUCUCCGAGGAGAAGUGUACAAUGAGAAGGUGGACGUGUUUGCGUUCGGGAUCAUCCUGUGUGAGGUCAUCGCAAGGAUACAGGCCGACCCUGACAUCCUGCCACGCGCCGAGGACUUUGGUCUGGACGUUGAGGCCUUUCAGCAGAUGGUGGGCGACUGUCCCUCAGAUUUCCUCGAACUGGCCGUAACCUGCUGUAAUAUGUCUUCAAAGCUCCGUCCGUCCUUUUCCCAAAUCGUGGAGGAGCUGGAGAGGAGGCAGGCGGAGAGGAAGCAGAAGGACGAGGUCAAACCCGUCUCUCCAGCCGUCGGGCCCCUGCGGAGUUCCCUCUCCCGCCCGUCGGACCCUCGACUCUCCCGCAGCAAGUCAGACAUGCUCCACCCCCCGGACACGCCCCCCUCCGUCCACCUUGCGCCCCCCGCUCGCGUCAACCCCUUCUCUCAGAGGGAGGACCUGAACGGCGGCAAGAUCAAGCUCUUCGACACGCCCAGCAAGUCGGUCAUCUCCCUGACCUUCACGCUGCCCCCCCCGCCGGACUGCGACGACCCCUCGGCCUCCGAGGCGGACGGCGUCAACCUGCACAGGAGGCACCGGCGCUGCCACUCGCUGCCGUGCACGCCACCCCCCCACAUCACGUCGGCGCCGAACACCGUCCUCACCGAGGAGGAGUCCCCGUCCGAGAGGAGAGGGGAAAUAAACCGACAGAGCUACAAAGACGCGCUGCUGGAGGGGAAGGAGGCGGGGGAGCAGAGCAGCGAGACGCAGCUGGCAGGAGACUCGGGGCUUCCUCUGUCUCUCGAGCCGCUGUCCCUCGACCAGGAGGACGAGGAGAAAGAAGAAGAAGAGGAGGAGGAGGAAGAGGAGGAGCCCAUGGACUGCACCAGCUCUCCGGACACGCAAGACGAAAGCACUUCCUCUCCUUACUCCAAUCCCUCGCCUCCUCCCUCACACUCCUCCACUCCACUCCAGCCCUCCACCCCUCCCUUCUCUAACGGCUGGGGGUCCGCCAUCUCCAACGGGCCCCCGUGCCUGCCCCCCCUCUCCUGUUUGGACAACAACAAUGUGGUCGUCAGCCGGCCGCUGGGGUGGAGCACCUCCACCCCGAACGCCGCCGCCACCACCACCACCAACAACAACGGCUACCACUCACCCGGAGACCCGGCCGGCUCGUCCCCCUUCAGCAGCGGCCACUCCCUGGACCAGGAGGAGGUGGUCUCCUGUCCCGGCUGCUGCCUCGCCGGCCUCCGCUUCCCCUCGCUGUGUCUCCGAGCUCCGCCCCGCAGGAACCCCUACAAGAACCUGAACGGGGACCAUGCGGCCUCUCGGGGGCUGCUCAGUCCGGGACCCAAGGGCCUGCCGCCCUCCCCUAACCCCACGACCACCACCACCACCAACACCAGCCUGGAGCCGGGCCUCGCCUUGCCGGGGGCGCAGACAUAAGCCCCGGCUCCUCCACACCAAACACACGGGUGGAGACUCUGCACCGAAAGAUCUUCCCUGGAAACGAAGUGGCUCUUCUUUGAAUUUGCACAGAUUUGAACACAGCAAUACUCUGCUUCUCCUCCAGACUCACUGUGCGGUGCAGAGCGUCCACCUCCUCCAGACCUGGAGAGGGGUGGUGGUGGUGGUGGUGGGACUGGGAGCAUGUUCUCUCUUUGACUUUCUCUUGUGUGUGUCGCCCUCUGCUGGGCUGAGGGCGUCGGCUGUGCCUGCGUGGAUGAGACCGACGAGCCGAUCCGCAUGUGGACACUCGGGGGGGCGGUCGAUUCAGAUCCUGUGUAUUUGCAGAUGUCAAGAUUCUUAUGACUGAUGAUGAUGAUGAUGCUGGAAUGAGGAAUGUUAAGCUUAGUAUUAUUACUGUUGCAAUGAUUUGUUGAUGUUUGGUGCUGUUUCUGAAUGAACAGGCAGUUUUUGCUUUUGUGUCUUUAAUUAUCAAGGUGUAUAGUGCACUGCUGAGAGAUAUAUAUAUAUAUAUAUAUAUGUGUGUGUGUGUGUGUUUGAAAGUGUGUGUGUGAGUGAGAGAGCUGUACACCGACUCUUUUGGUUUCUGUAUGAUCUGUGUCCUCCCUCCUGGUGAAGCACUUCAUCUGUAUUACUGUUGUUAAAAAGGAAGCUGUUGAUGUUAUUAUUACUUUUGGGAAUGAACGGUCGAAGACCUGCUUAAGAGAUGUACAGAUUCUUAUUAUUUAAACAUGGCAUUGAAAUAAAAAGAUAGAAUGCA
Platichthys flesus (European flounder) is the source of this 3653-nucleotide messenger RNA. It is a transcript of the gene tesk1b, whose product is annotated as testis associated actin remodelling kinase 1b. Gene Ontology annotation, cellular component: nucleus; cytoplasm. Lineage: Eukaryota; Metazoa; Chordata; Actinopteri; Pleuronectiformes; Pleuronectidae. Gene Ontology annotation, biological process: actin cytoskeleton organization; positive regulation of stress fiber assembly; protein phosphorylation. Gene Ontology annotation, molecular function: ATP binding; protein serine/threonine kinase activity. The record is from RefSeq and is a predicted model, not a curated record. The transcript has 11 exons. The coding region runs from base 761 to 2872 and encodes 703 amino acids.